AUGUCCGGCCUCAGGCGGCGCGGGUGCUUCCCGUUGAGCCACGGGUUUGCCUUUCUGCUGUGGCUUGGCAUCGUAGCCACCGCAAUGCUCAGCCUUGCGCAUGGGGCCGUAUCUGAUGGCUUGAGCCAUCCUACUUGUGCCACUUGCAGUUGCUAUGCCGCUGCCACAGAAUUUUACGUUGACUGCACCGGGGUUGGGCUCACAGCAAUUCCUGACCUUCCGACCAACGCCACCGUCGUCACUCUUCGACGCAACUUCAUUCAGGUCGUCGGUGAAGGGGCCUUUGACGCCGUGCCCAGCCUUCGCUACCUGCAUCUGCAAAGCAACGGCCUCACCAACAUGGAAGCCGGCGCCCUCCGAGGCCUCACCUUGCUUCAGGCCCUUAACCUGGCCGACAACGCGCUUGGUACCUUUGCCCUUGAUGACCUCGCCGCCUCUGCCGCCGCUUUAACCGAACUCGAUCUGAGCUCCAACAGCUUGUCGGUGUUUGAUGGUAGCGUGAGCAGCCAUGCCACCAACCUUGAAACAUUGAUUUUACGAGGCAAUGACAUUGUUUCCGUGACCAAUCUGGCCAGCCUAACCCAUUUGCAACAUUUAGACCUAAGUUCCAACCGGCUCACGAGCGUGUCAGCCACUCUAGUCAACGCUCUCCCCGAAUUACGGCAGCUCUGGCUACAAGACAAUGCCAUCACGCGCCUUGAUACAACGCCCUUUGUAGCGCAAACCCAUCUUGAAAAACUAUCUCUGGCCUCCAACCUCUUGACGCAAUUGCCAACCAGCAUGCUUGCCGCUACGACGGCUCUCAAUAGCUUGGAUAUUUCUGAAAAUAGCCUGACGAGCAUCGGGCAGACGCUGCUGGCGGGCCUAUCGCAGCUUGCAUCUCUGUCGUUUGCCAACAAUGAGAUUGUCAGCUUUCCCUCCCUUCCCACUUCCAUCAAUGCGACCUGGGUCUCCGGCAACCCUUUUGACUGUUGCGGCAUGGAGUCCCUGGUGGGCACAAGUUAUAUCAUGGAUCUGGCAGAAAUCACGUGCAAUCGUCCUCAAAAUGCGGCAGGCCUCAAGCUAGUUGAAGUUGCCACCCCAAUCACCGUCUGCAAUACGACUUUACCUGACCAGCCUCCGGCGGCCUCGGUCGUAUCGAUUGCAGCAACCACGAUGCAGGCGCAGUUGCACGUUGUCCAUGGAAAUGCUUUUGAGCCCGUCUUCUAUACAGCCUCCUACACCGGACCUGGUGGUGCUGUGACCAACACCACCUGCCCCGCUGGCUAUGCGCCUGUCCUCUAUACGGACCGUCUGCUGCCAGAUGCCCCUUGUGAAUACUUGCAGCGCGAUGCAACCACAAACGAGCUGGUCGACCCCAUCUUGGUUGAUUUGUCAAACCUCAAGCCCUACACCAAUUACACGUUGACCUACAUUGCCCACAAUGAGCUGGGUGCCAGCCUAGCCGCCCCGCCCCUCUCCUUUCGUACCCUUGAGAGUGUCCCGGAGGCGCCUGCCAGCAUCAGCUUCCUUGGUGCCACCAGCCGUACCCUCAACCUGAGUGUCACUGCUCCUGCUGUGGCCAAUGGCUUUGAAUUGGAGCUGUAUACUAUGGGAGGCUCCUUUGUUAGCACCCUCUCCGGUGAUUCGGGUCACUUUAUGGCAAGCGGUCUUGAGCCAUACACCACCUACAGCGUGCGUGCCCGUGUGGCCACGGCCAUUGGCAGCGGUCCCUGGGGCGGCAACUUUACGUUCGCCACACUUGAAGACCUUCCGAGCAGCAGCCCGACUAUACUCAGCGCGCAAGCCACGUCCAGUAGUCUGAAUGUGACGUGGGCUGCGCUGAGCACGGGCACUAACGGCAUCAUCACAGGCUAUGCUGUCUACUUGGACGGCGCUUCCGCUUGUGUUGUGACAAAUCAGUUUUGGUGUGAAGUCACUGGCUUGAACCCCGGCACCACACAUACGUUCCAGAUUGCAGCAGCGACCAGUCUGGGCUACGGUCCCAACAGUUCAUCUUAUCCAGUGCAAACUUUGCCAGCCGCUCCUGCGGGCAUGCCCACCCCCAUGGUGAGCAACGUCACUUCGACAACUGCUCGGCUGCAAUGGACGACACCGGCGCAGCCCAACGGUGCCAUCAUCAAGUAUAUUGUGACAGUCACCUCCCCAACAGCCUCCAAUGGCACUAUUGAGCUACCCGGAAAUCAAAUCGCAUAUGAACUGAUUGGACUCAAGCCCCACACGGUCUAUCACGUUGCAAUCCAGCCGUGGACUUUGGCGAGCCCUGGCAAUUUCAGCAGCCCCAUCGUUUUUACGACUCAAGAAGCUGUGUCUGUCGGGGUGCAGGCCCCUGCAGAGGUCUCAACCACAUUCAACGGCACAAUUUUGCACCUGAUCACGCCCGAGCAGCCAAAUGGUGCUAUUCUCUACUUUAACGUGUAUGUCCUUGAGCAGGUUCAAGUCUUGGACGGCUACGAGCCCAAAGUCAAUACAACCAUGUUUCUUGUGGCCCAAAGCAAUUCAACCAUGGUCACGCUUGGUGGAUUGGCACCCGCAACGCGUUAUACCUUGGCCUCGACAGCCGUGACGUCGGCCGGCGAAUCCGCUCAAAGCGCGCCCAUCGUUGUCCAAACCGCCGACUCUG
Messenger RNA from Monosiga brevicollis MX1, 2623 nucleotides. RefSeq lists its product as uncharacterized. Lineage: Eukaryota; Choanoflagellata; Craspedida; Salpingoecidae. The record is from RefSeq and is a predicted model, not a curated record. The transcript is spliced from 14 exons. Gene Ontology annotation, molecular function: protein binding. The annotation marks the transcript as partial.